Acanthocheilonema viteae is the source of this 297-nucleotide messenger RNA. The record is from the annotation of a GenBank genome assembly. NCBI's taxonomy places the organism in Eukaryota, Metazoa, Nematoda, Chromadorea, Rhabditida, Onchocercidae.
AUGACCUCCAGAGUGCAAGCAGCUUUGGCGGCUACUUCAUCUCGCAAAGCGUUAUCUUCAGUUCACACGCGACGGCAUAGCCCACUUACCGCAAAUGUCAGUGCACAAAGUGAACAAAAAGAACAGUCAUUUUCCGUACGGCAAGGAACCAGCGGUACUACGUGUGAUACCGAUGUGUCACAUAUUGAUCGCCUUCAUGUACAGAAAAUAGCACGAAGCUUAGAAUUAACCUCAGCUGCACAGCUGUUGACUGUAGGCCUGAUUGCCUUUGUUCUCAGUACGAACAUACAAAAAUAA